AUGCAUACAGUUGAAUCGUACGUCAAUCUGAUAGAAUUUAGUUUCAAGAUGAUCAAAGUAACGACAGAUUUAAUUUCAGAAUCUCAGUUUGCCCCGGAAUCCCAAAAACUGAAUUUCUUCGAAUCAUGGAACUUCGAAAUCUUGGGAGCUCACAAUCUCAGAAUUUCAGAUUCUAACAGUCCUUCGGGAUGUCAAAAUUUCAAAACCUCCAAAUAG
Messenger RNA from Caenorhabditis briggsae, 216 nucleotides. The coding region runs from base 1 to 216 and encodes 71 amino acids. NCBI's taxonomy places the organism in Eukaryota, Metazoa, Nematoda, Chromadorea, Rhabditida, Rhabditidae. The transcript has a single exon. The record is from RefSeq and is a predicted model, not a curated record.